UAUAAAAAUUUCAAUCAAUUUGUCAUUCAAAGAAUUGAAAUUACGUGCAUGAUUGGUAUGUAUUAAUGUCCUUGUCCCCCUAACUAGGGUACUUACGAUUAAUAAAUUAAUGUAUGUAUGCGAUAGUGGGAGGUACUAUUCACUCGUCCCUCAAAUGCUUAUUUCCUGCAUCGAGUAACUUAACAUCGUAACUCAUUCGUUCACAUAUAAAAGCUAAAACGUUGUGAUAUUUAUCGAUUCAAGAAUCUUAUAAUUAUAUGAAAUUUUUCUUUUAAAGCUUUUUUAUUGUCUUUAAAAUUUUGUCUUUAGAAACAGAAUAAUGGAUGAGAAAGAGCAUAUGCAUUUUACAUUGGAAUCUGUGCGUAAAUUGAUAAUGAAAGAUGAACCUAAUGUGGAAAUUACCAGUUUGGAAGAAGAAUUCGGUUCAGGAAGAGGUGACAACUAUACAUCUAUGUUGUAUCGUAUUCGAGCAAAAGGUCGAAAACAGAUCAAAAAUAAUGAAUGGACCAAUUACGAAUGUGCAAUAAUUUACAAAGUUUUACCCCAAUCAAGGGAACAUCGUGAAGCUUUUAAAAGUGAACUACUAUUUCAAAACGAAGUAGCAUUUUAUACGCAUGUAUGGCCUGCAUUAAAUAAGUUACAAGCAAAUGAUAGAAAAGUUUUUAACGGCGUUGCAAAAAUAUAUGCAGCACAAAUUGAUUUUAUCGCUAUGGAAGAUUUACGAGAAAGAGGUUUUAAAAUGGCAGAUAGAAGAAAAGGAUUACAACUUGAGCAUUUGAAACGAACAUUGAAAGCUUUAGCAGGUUUUCAUGCACUGAGUUUAACUCUUAGAGAAACAAGGCCGGAGGAAUUUGCAAAACUGAUAGAUCCAAGUGAAGGUAAAGGUAUCCAAGAAGCACUUUUUCGAACAGAAAAUGAAAAUUGGUACCGUCAAUACUAUCAAGUUGCUGCUAAGAAUGCUAUCAGAAUGGUAUCUGAUGGUCUUCCUCCUCAUAUGGAAUCCAAAAGAAUCGAAAUAAUGGAAAAAUUACGAGCAUUUCUUAAUGAUGAUGUAUUUUUUCGCACUAUGAGCGAAUUAGUUGCUAUGCAAGGGCCCCUUACGGUUUUUUGUCAUGGUGAUUGUUGGACUAAUAAUAUUUUAUUUAAAGACGAUUUGACUAAAUCAAACGAGGAAGUUGUCUAUUUAAUUGAUUUUCAACUAACUCGAGUUGGUUCACUUGCCCUUGAUCUUGCGAAUUUGUUGUACUGCUGUGCAAGUGGAGAAAUUAGACGAGCGCACAUGACACAACUUCUUCAACAUUAUCAUUUCCAUCUAAUGUCUUCAUUACAUACGCUUAAUCCAAAACAGCCACCAAAAGAUCCAUCUGUGAUGUGGGAACUAUUAAAUGAAGAAAUGCGACGAUGUGGCCGAUUUGGUGUAGGUCUCGCAUUGGAUAUUUUACCAAUUAGUACGUGCGAAAGUGAAGAAGCUCCAGAUUUGUAUGAAAAAUCAGAAAUGAAUAAAGGAAAAGAAAAUACACGAGCACCACCACGAGAAGGAGCUGAAUGUGCUCGACUUAUGACUGAUUUAGUUUUGGAGCUUGUGCAUAAUCAUGCUUUAUAGAUUAAAUUAUAAAAAAUCUUUAUAAAUACUAUUCUAGAAAAUCUUUGUUAUGUUGCUAUAAAAUAAUUAAUUUUAAUGUAAUUAAAUAUGUAAUAUACUAUUUAAUAUAAUGUUAUAUAUAUGCAUAUUAUAAAUUAUAUAAAUUUUUGUCAUUUUAUAUAAUGCAAAAUUUCGUCCAAAAUAUCUAAUUAUAUUAAAUGAAAAUAAAUAAAACAAAUAUUAUUCAAUAUU
Apis florea (little honeybee) is the source of this 1834-nucleotide messenger RNA. RefSeq lists its product as uncharacterized. Lineage: Eukaryota; Metazoa; Arthropoda; Insecta; Hymenoptera; Apidae. The record is from RefSeq and is a predicted model, not a curated record.